AUGCGACCUGAACAGCUCUCGUACCACAUCAAAUACUCCUAUAUCCUGUCCGUCCGCAGCUACGACCCCUUUGAGCUACAGAAGCUGCAGGCUCUGCUGAAAAGCGGCUCCGCGGUUGCUGAGCUGGCGGCAGCUGGAGAGAAGCUGCUGGCAGACCAGGCGGCGGCGGGCGUCGGGGCCGCAGCCACCAAAGCUCACCUGCAGGAGGUGUUUCAGUAUGCGCUCUGGGGCAACAAGACCGACCUCUCCAUGCUGGUGGACGCAUCGAAGCUCGACGUCAAUGCGUCAGUCAAGAGCGCGGCCCAGGGCGCGGGCGCGGCGGGCGCCCUGAUCCUUGACCAGUUUGAGGACGUGUGGGCGGGGCUGGAGUCCAAGGCUGCGGGCGGCCGCGUCGACGUCAUCCUGGACAACGCCGGACUGGAGCUGUACACGGACCUGCUGCUCGCGGACUUCCUCAUAGAGUCCGGACUGGCAGACCAGGUGCAUCUUCACGGGAAGCUGCUGCCCUGGUUUGUGUCUGAUACCAUGGAGAAGGACCUCGAAAUCGUGCUGGCCGCGCUCGAGGGCGCCGCGCCGCCGGAAGGCAUGCAGGCGCGCCGGCUAGAUCUCUUCCUCGCCUCCUCGCGCCGUCCCGCUCCGCCCCUUUCGGCGGCCCAGGUGCAGCAGCAGCAGUGGGGCCCGGUGCAGCGGCUGGCGCAGCGGUGGCGCGGGCACCUGGCUGCGGGGCGGUGGGUCUACAAGGACCACGCGUUCUGGACGACACCCUUCCCUUUUUGGUGGAUGCAGCAGGUGUCGCCCGACUUGUAUGCUGACCUGGCGGCCUCCAAGCUGCUGAUUUUCAAGGGGGACCUAAACUACAGGCAAGCGCACAUGCCCACCCCUGCGAAUGCAUCGCUGCACGACGCGGGGGCCUGCGUAACCGGGGUCAGCCCGUCGUUGAAGCUGGCCUUUGACUGCCGCUGGCCGCUCGACGCGCCCUUCACGGACGCUCUCGGCCCCUUCCGCCCCGCGCCGCUGGUCACGCUGCGCACGCUCAAGGCGGACGUGAUGGCCGGCCUGGCGCCGGGGCAGGGCGCGGCCCUCGACAAGGUCGACUCGCAGUGGCAGGUCAACGGCAAGUUUGGUGUGGUGCAAUACGCGCCCUGA
Messenger RNA from Monoraphidium neglectum, 1146 nucleotides. RefSeq lists its product as hypothetical. Gene Ontology annotation, molecular function: phosphatase activity. The record is from RefSeq and is a predicted model, not a curated record. Gene Ontology annotation, cellular component: nucleus; cytoplasm. Lineage: Eukaryota; Viridiplantae; Chlorophyta; Chlorophyceae; Sphaeropleales; Selenastraceae. The coding region runs from base 1 to 1146 and encodes 381 amino acids. Gene Ontology annotation, biological process: DNA damage response. The transcript is spliced from 7 exons.